AUGUCUAUCUUAACUAUAUCUAUUAAACAUUUAGCCAAGNUCACUCGAGACAUCGAGACCUCAGUUUGUCUCACUUUGGCUUCUUGGGCUCAACUUCCUUUGGUUCAUGUUCAAGAUGAGAUCAAAAAGAUGACGUUCGAGAUAUUAGUUAAAGUGCUGAUGAGCACAGCCCCUGGUGAAGAUUUGGACAUUCUCAAACUUGAGUUCGAAGAAUUCAUCAAGGGUUUAAUUUGUAUUCCCAUCAAAUUCCCAGGAACUAGACUCUAUAAAUCCCUAAAGGCGAAAGAGAGAUUAAUAAAGAUGGUUAAAAAGGUUGUGGAGGAGAGACAAGUGGCGGCGGGUACGACGGCGUCUCCGGCGAAUGACGUGGUGGAUGUGCUUUUAAGAGAUGUUAGUGACGGUGAUGAUUCAGAGAAGCAAUAUCAGCCGUCGGAUUUCGUCAGCGGAAAGAUCGUAGAGAUGAUAAUACCCGGAGAGGAAACAAUGCCAACGGCGAUGACCUUGGCUGUCAAAUUCCUAAGUGACAAUCCCGUCGCCUUAGCCAAACUCGUGGAGGAGAAUAUGGAGAUGAAGAGGCGGAAAUUGGAAUCGGGUGAAGUAUACAAUUGGACUGAUUAUAUGUCUCUCUCUUUUACUCAAAAUGUGAUAAACGAAACGCUGAGAAUGGCUAACAUCAUUAACGGAGUGUGGAGGAAGGCUCUCAAAGAUGUUGAAAUUAAAGGUUACUUGAUACCAAAAGGAUGGGGUGUAUUGGCAUCAUUCAUAUCGGUUCACAUGGAUGAAGACAUUUAUGAGAAUCCCUAUCAAUUCGAUCCGUGGAGAUGGGACAGGAUUAAUGGAUCGGCAAACAGCAGUAAUUGCUUCACACCCUUUGGCGGUGGGCAAAGGCUAUGUCCUGGUUUAGAACUGUCGAAGCUCGAGAUAGCCAUCUUUCUUCACCACCUCGUCACCCGGUACAGUUGGACGGCUGAGGAAGACGAGAUCGUGUCAUUUCCAACGGUGAAGAUGAAGCGGAGGCUCCCCAUCCGAGUGGCUAUGGUUCCCAUCUAAGUUGAAAAUCAUUAAUAGAUCCCUUAAAAGAACAGAACUGUUUGUGCGAAAGGAAGCAGAGAAGUAUAACAAAAUUAUUUUAUUUAAAAUAGCAGCGAAGAGAAGCAAACAAAGAAGAUUGGUGGGUAAGAUAGAAAGAGCCAUACGUACAGCUAGUGAUGGCUCAGAGAUCAUGAGAGAUUCUAAUUGUAUUUUUGUUUGUCAUGUCAAAUUAUAAGCGUUGGUUAGGUUGUCCCUUUCUCUUUUAUUUAUCGUACCAAACGCAAGUUGAGAUAUGAUUCCAAAUAUAUAUAUAUGGCUGAUUGAUAGA
Messenger RNA from Camelina sativa (false flax), 1360 nucleotides. RefSeq names its product 3-epi-6-deoxocathasterone 23-monooxygenase CYP90C1-like. Gene Ontology annotation, molecular function: heme binding; oxidoreductase activity, acting on paired donors, with incorporation or reduction of molecular oxygen, NAD(P)H as one donor, and incorporation of one atom of oxygen; iron ion binding. Lineage: Eukaryota; Viridiplantae; Streptophyta; Magnoliopsida; Brassicales; Brassicaceae. The record is from RefSeq and is a predicted model, not a curated record. Gene Ontology annotation, biological process: multicellular organism development; brassinosteroid biosynthetic process; sterol metabolic process.